AUGACCACAGAAGCCUCGAGCAAGGCGGCUGUCUUGUGCAAGUGUAUGAACUCGAGAGUGUCGAGCCCGACUGAUGAGUUGGCGCCCGUGCAGCUGAGGUCGACCACCUGGCCAGCCACAAGGCCCUCCGUGCCAAUGGCCUUCGCCAGCUCGCCAACUGCCGCCAGGACACGGUCAGAGGGGACGUCGGUUAUGGCCGUGGCCAUGAACUCGAACGCGGUUAAUGGUGUUGUACCUGCGAGCACGGCCACGUCCUCGCCGUACACCUUGUCGUCAUGGAUCAAGGACAUGGUGUGGAUCAUCUCCAGCGCACAGGCAGCUGGGACGGCGGCGGACACCUGCCCUCCAACCACCUCGCAGGCGGCGAGGCACAGCAUCGGCCGGACCCGCUUCCCGCCGGCCAGGAUACCGCAUCGCCUCGUGGAUCGCCGGCGGGUCCCUGACCGAAACGGCGUCGUCGAGGGCCCUGUUGACAAAAUCGGCCCUCUCCACCACGUAGGCCUUGAAAUUGAAGUGCGGUUUCUCCCCCACGGUGGCGCCGGUUUUCGCGCCAUCCUCGGCGAUUACGGCGGAGACGGUGAGGGCGGAGGCGCGGCGCCGGGAUCUGUAGAAUACGGGAUCGAUUGCGGCGAAGCUGAUUAG
This is a messenger RNA of Striga asiatica, 642 nucleotides long. NCBI's taxonomy places the organism in Eukaryota, Viridiplantae, Streptophyta, Magnoliopsida, Lamiales, Orobanchaceae. The record is from the annotation of a GenBank genome assembly.